Neurospora tetrasperma FGSC 2508 is the source of this 1692-nucleotide messenger RNA. RefSeq lists its product as uncharacterized. Gene Ontology annotation, cellular component: dynactin complex; cytosol; cytoplasm. The record is from RefSeq and is a predicted model, not a curated record. The transcript is spliced from 5 exons. The coding region runs from base 1 to 1605 and encodes 534 amino acids. Gene Ontology annotation, biological process: Mo-molybdopterin cofactor biosynthetic process; mitotic spindle organization. Lineage: Eukaryota; Fungi; Ascomycota; Sordariomycetes; Sordariales; Sordariaceae.
AUGGCAUCAAAUCGAAAGUAUGCUGCCCUGCCGGACCUGGAUUCCGCGCCAGACAUAUACGAGACACCAGAACUAACUGACGACAAUUCCACAGUUCCGCCUACAACUGUGAGGUCACCCUCUGAUAACGAGUUCGAUGAGGAAGAAGAUGAUUCUGCCGCCAUUUCCCGGUCGCGUCUCCGGAUCGAUGAGGCCCGUUCGAGGUUCAUGCCUGCUGCGGUAGACGCCAGCGAUGUCGACUUCUCAGACCGGCUCAGCAGCAAGAGGAAGUCUUACAAGACUGCAAGUCGGCGGCAACGGAUUCUUGAGGAUGGCACUGAGGAGCUGGGCGACCUAAGUGACGAGGAUGGCGCAGAAAACUUGGCCAGAAAGCUUGCACGGCUAAAGCGCGAAAUCGAGGAGGCCAAGGAGGAGUAUGAGAAGCAGAAGGCAGCGGCAGAGCAGCCCAAAGCAGAGACAGCGGGCCAGGACGAGGAGGAAAUCGAAUCCCUGAGCAGGACCUUGGAUGAGAUGUCAAAGCUCGAUGACCUGCUUGCGCCUAGAACGGCUCCAGCCGCGCCAGCCAAGUCUGUUCGCAUUGAUGAGGGGCCGUUGGAAGCCACAGAAGGCUUCGCGAGCUACACUGUUACCUAUGCACCAACCUACGAGGAAACACAUGCGCUAGCAAAGGCAGCCGACUUCGAUCACCGGCUCGUCAUUCUGGAGAAGGCCCUAGGGGUUGGAUCUCCAGAGAUGCCCGAAUUCGACUCGAACGGCCUACCGAGAGCGAUACUGCCUAUCUUGGAGACUCUCCACAAUCAGGUCAAGACCUUAUCAGAGGCCUCGACGUCCUCUUUGGACAGCAUUACUCGCAGAGUCCGGACCUUGGCACAGGAGGCCGAAAACCUAGAGAAAGCGCGCAAGAAUGCAAAGGCAGCUCACGAGGCGCUUGCAUCGACAGGCGCAACGCCAGUGAUGGAUCCAACUGCGGCCGAAGACUCGGAGCUGACGGCCAAGAUCAACGCCCUCUACGGAACCAUCCCAACGAUCGAGAACCUGACGCCUCUACUGCCUCCUCUACUGGACCGUCUAAGGUCUCUCAGGGUGAUUCAUUCCGAUGCCGCUACAGCAUCUGAGACACUGGCACGUCUAGAAGCAAAGCAGGCCGAUAUGGCGGGUGAUAUUCAACAAUGGAAGGAAGGCCUAGAAAAGGUCGAAGCAGCCAUGAAGGAUGGAGACGCUGCCAUGUACAUUGAUGUCUCAAUAAUCACCAAGAUCUCUGACUAUCCAGCCACCAAUCACUUCGUCUUACAUCUUCAUGAUCCCUUUGCCGCGCCGAAACCCCCAAAGGGUCAUUUUAACAUCCUGUACUUCGCAACUGCUAGCUCCCACACAGGCAAGGAUAUGGAAGCAUUACCGGCGCCGCUACCCUUGCGGAAACUCUUCGACACACUCGAAGAGCGGUACCAGGGUAUUCGAGAAACGGUGCUUGAUCACAGCCUGGUCACGAUAAACUUGGGCUACGUGGAUAUGCCGAGCAGUGAGGAUGAAGACGGCGAGGAUAACGCUGUUGUUAUCCAAGAAGGGGACGAGGUGGCUAUCAUACCUCCGGUCAGCUCCGGCUGAAAGCGUGGGAUACAAACGGACAUUGUCUACCUAUCACAAACAAAUAGAACGUCAGUGUUUGAAAUGCCAGAAUAUGUCCAUUGUGUG